CGCCAUGUUUUAGUCUGGUAUCCAGUUUUCAUAUCCAUGGUUUGUCUCAACGUAGCGUGAAAUGUGUCUCCUUUUAGCAAAGGGACACUUACGUGGUUCGUGCUAGAUAACGGUCUUAUUUUACUGAAAGUUUCUUUUCGUCGCUUUGAGAUUAUUUUGAUGUUGUACUCUGUUUAUUAAAGAUUCCGAUUGUAAAACGCAUUAUUUAUUGGCCAAGAGCGUCCAUUUCGUCUCUAACGUUACUAGAGUGUCCGCUUACCCUCCCCUCGAUGAAGCGUUGCGAUGCCCUCUGAUUUUAUAUCCCUCUUUAGUUCGGAUCUCGAUCUCAAUUCCCCUAAAUCACUAUACUCAAAAGAAUCAGUAUAUGACCUCCUCCCCAAAGAGCUCCAGCUUCAGCCGUCGUCCUCUCAGACCAACACAGCCACCAUGAGUCAGAAGAGUGGGGGAGAGGCAGGGCCUCCCCCUUCCACAGCCGUGGCCUCAGAUGCCACCUCUUCCACCUCCAAUCCUUCCGCCUCUUCCUCCCUGGCCAUCGGAGCCCCGUCCACUGGCCCCUCUACUUCAUCUUCAGACCAUCUCCAGGUCCCCCAGCAUCUCCACUCCACUGGAGGGGAUGGAGCAGGAGCUUCAGAGAUGCAAGAAAUGGAGGGUGGUGUGUCUGGCCCCAGCAGAGUCACCAGUGGAGCGCCCACUGGAGACAUGGGGUCAGCAGUGUUGUCAGGACUAGGAGUCCAGCAGCCUCAAACCACCCCAUCGAAGCGGAGGCCCGUGUUGAGCAUAUCCCCACCACCUGAGGACCUGUUUGAUGACAGCCAAAUGUCUUGCCAAGAGGAGCCCACUGUUUCUGGUCCACCUGGUCCAGACUCCGAGCACAGCAGCAGCAUGUGGGCAGAUGACUCUGUCUCCAACUUCAGCUUGGUCAGCUCUGCAUCCUACAAUGACAACACAGAGGUGCCGAGAAAAUCCAGAAAACGGACCCCCUGCCAGCGGCCCGGUCCCAAGCCUGCUCCCCUGGAGGACAGCAUGGAUGUGUUUGAUGCCGACAGCGCCAAGGCCCCUCACUUUGUUCUUUCUCAGCUGGGCACAGACAAGACCAGUGCCAUGGCAAGCUCUCUUGAGUCGGGGACUGCUGUGAAGAGUGGGUCACUCUCUGCUCAGUUUCCGCAGAAAAGUGAUGGGAAGGAGCUAAAGAUCCUGGUGCAGCCAGAGACCCAGCACAGAGCUCGCUAUCUCACCGAGGGCAGCAGAGGUUCUGUCAAAGACCGCACACAACAAGGAUUCCCCACUGUCAAGCUGGAGGGCGUGAGUGAACCUGUUGUGCUACAGGUGUUCGUAGCGAAUGAUGCAGGCAGAGUAAAGCCUCACGGUUUCUACCAGGCCUGCAGAGUGACCGGACGCAACACCACUGCCUGCAAAGAAGUGGACAUUGAGGGCACCACUGUUAUUGAGAUUCCUCUAGAGCCCAGCAAUGACAUGACACUUGCUGUGGACUGUGUAGGAAUUUUAAAGCUUCGUAAUGCAGAUGUGGAGGCCCGCAUUGGUGUGGCCGGGUCGAAGAAGAAGAGCACCCGCGCCAGGCUGACCUUCAGAGUCAACAUCCCCCAACCUGAUGGAUCUGUCCUCACACUGCAGGUCCCCUCAUCACCCAUUCUCUGCACCCAACCAGCAGGAGUGCCAGAGAUCCUGAAAAAGAGUCUCCACAGCUGCUCAGUGAGAGGAGGAGAGGAAGUUUUCAUCAUCGGAAAGAACUUCCUGAAAGGAACCAAAGUUAUUGUUCAGGAGAACAUUGCAGAUGACAGUUCCUGGCAAGCUGAGGCAAAGAUUGACAUGGACCUAUUCCAUCAGAACCAUUUGAUAGUGACUGUUCCUCCAUUCCACAACCAAUCAAUCACUGCUCCUGUUUCUGUGGGAAUUUUUGUGAUGACCAACGCUGGUAGAUCACAUGAGGCCCAGCCCUUCACUUACACUCCAGACUCUGGUACGGUCGCUAGUUCAAACACAGGUGAUAACUCAAAUAUCCAGACGGUUAAAACAGAGGGAUCCUCCCUGGUUGAGGCCUGUUUGUUUGAUGGCCAGAUGAAGUCGAUGUCUGCUGAGCGAACUGAAUGCUCUGCUCAGUCUUCUAAACAAGAGGACACGCCUAUGGAGGUGUCUAGCAAUCCACCCCCCACAGAUGUUUUUAAGUCGGACCCUGAUCCGCUUGUCUCCGUACAGCAGACUCUGGAGCUCAGCCCUGGUUCUCUUUCCACUGGAGAUUCCUUUCGAAACCCAAUGCCCCUACAACCUGAAGAUGUGGACCUUUCCCAGGCGCCACCUGUCUUUCCUAGCCUGGAGUCACUCAGCAUUAUACAAAAGCAAGAAAUUUCCCCUGCUCCUUCGUUCCCAGUGUCAGCAGACACCACAAUCCCCCCGGUGACCCCAGAGGUCCCUCAGCAGUUCCUCAGAGAUCCACAGGAGAGUCUGCCACCUGAAAAUUCUAGCAGUAGUGGUGGAGUUGUGGUUAUGGCAAUGCCUCAAAUGGCAACGCCUUCUCAGUCCCAGUCACAACAGCCACAGGUUUCCCUUUUCCCCCAAGAAGGGGUAACUCAGCUAGAGAGGGCGGUGAGGGAGCUACAGGCUGGAGGGAACACACUUCAGCAGGUGCUGGAGGCAGCUGUAGCUCAGCAGCAACUAAACUCUGUGCUUUACAGCCCAGCACCCUCUGCAGACUCGCUCCAGCAACAUGUCCAGGAGAACAUGAACAGUCUUAGACUGGGAACUACAGAGAGUCCAUUAACUACUCAGCUACAGAUACAACAGCAAAUGCAACAACAACAGCAUCAGUUUCAACAGCAUCAACAACAACAAAUCCUUGGCAACCUUCAACAACAGCAGCAGCAGCAGCAAGUCCUUAGCAACAUACAGAUGCAACAGCAAAUAAUACUGCAGCCACAAGACCAACAGCAACUACAGCAGCAGCAGCUGAUGGAAAAUAUUCAACAGCAGCAACAGAAUUUGCAGUUGCAACAAAAUCAGCAACAAGUCCUAAACAAUAUUCAGCUUCAGGAGCAGCAACAACAAAAUCAAAUUCUUACCAAUUUACAACAACUUCAGCUACAACAACAGCAGCAGCAACAACAACAACAAAAUCAAGCUUUGAGCAGCUUACAACAGCAACAACAACUACAAGAGCAAGAGGUCUUGAAGAAUUUGCAGCAGCAUCUACAGGCGGAGUUGCUUCAGCCCCAGAUCCACACCUCCCCCCAGGUCCAGCAGUCCGUGUCUCUGCUUCAGCAGGCUGGAGAGCUCCUCAGCAUUCAGCCGAGCUUUCCUGCACAGCCUCCAUCCCACACGUCUCCCCCACAGCAGCUCUUCCAGACACCCAGGCCAAUGGCUGAGACCCAAAGUUCCCAACAACAGGUCCAGGUCACCCUGCUCCAGAAUACAUUAACCGUUCUGACUGGUGGCAGCCUCAACUCAGAGCAGCAGCCCAAUGGGUCGGCCCUUUACCUGUCCUCCAACCCUCAGCCCCAACAACAGCAGCAGCUGGCAUUCCUCUCUUCAAUGGAGACCUCUGCUAGCCAGCCCCAGACAGUAUCCAUUUUUCAGAACCAACCCCAAGCUCAGCUUUCUCAGAUGCAGCAACAGAGCACCCCGAUGGAGCAGCAGCAGUCUUCUCAGCAGAAUCAACCACAGCCACCACAGCUGCCAAUGGGCCAGCAGGGGGCUUUGUUCCAAAGUAUCUCAAACCACUCGCAAGCAAAUCCUGUCCCUCAGAACCAACUCUCCCAACCUCAGCAGACAGGCCUCCUCCUCUGCGCCACAGAUCUUAACCCCCAGGCUAUUCCACCAGCUAUUCUAUUCAGCACCCAGACCCAGGGGCCUUCCCCAAUGGGUAGCAUCAGCGUUGGAAUCACCCAGCAAGACCCAGCAGAGCCCAUGUCCUUUCAAGACCAGAGCUCGUCAGGCAGCAACUCCACAUCCACCGGGAACCCACAGCAAAGCCUGUUCCAGGAGCAGCAGCCAAUGCAAGUGGGACCAAGCUCUGACAGCGUCUCAGGCAGUCAACCUGUGGAGCUCUUCCUGCCACAGACGUCCCUGUCUGGCCUGCAGAACAGCAUUGGCUCACAAGAGCUGAGCAACCAGGCUCCAGCAGCAAGCACAACCAUAUUUGUGGUCCAGGGUAGCAUGGGUGUGGUAGCUAAUCCGGGCCAGCAGCCCCCACAGCAGCUCUUCCAGACAGCUGUGGGAGGAAAUGUGGCUCCACAAGGACAAGCCAAUCUGUUUGUGUUUGGCAUCCAGAAUGACUCACCGCAGCUGCUCAACUCUUCUGGACCCACUCUGCCAGCUCCGAGCCAGCCCCAAAAUGCUGGCCACAUGCAGCCUCUGCUGGACCAGCCCAUAGCCCAGGCGGCCUCCUCGAUGCCAGCCAGCAUGCAUGGCAGCAUGCAAAACACCCUCCAAGCCCAGAUGCAGUCCACCUUGGAGAAUGCCUUGCAGAGCAGACUGCAAAAUGCAUUGCAGACAAACCCGCAAACGGAUCUGCAGUCCAGCUUAGAGGCAACCAUAGAAACGAGCCUGCCUGCUCCAAUGCAGAUGCAGACGCAGAUGCAGAGCAGCUUACAGAAUCAGUUGCAAGCAUCGAUAUCCGCAUCGUCCAACAUGGAUAAAAUUGAGGACCUACUGGAAAGUCUACAGAAGCAGUGAUAAAUAUUUGGACCUUGUGGUUACUAAGCAGAGCGAGUGAUAUGUAGCUGGAAGGAACACGUUAACAUCAAAAAAACACAAUGGUGGUGCAUGGUGUUCUGUGCCAAUGCCACAAAAAAUUUAAAAUAUUUAGGAAUUAAAUUCCCCUUUUAUCUAAACCACCAAAUUAUAAUCUCAUCUAACUCCUUGUUUUUAAUCUAAUAUUUAUCACUAAUUAUAGCCUUGUCAUGGAGUUCACAAAUUUGCUUUUGUUGUCCCUCAUGCAGGAUCAGAGGGGCCUGUAAUAGCUGCUUUAAUCUGAAAAAAAUGCAGUGUUAGAGUAUUUUAAUAAUGUGAGCGUGAGAGGAGUUGAAACCUGCCGUCUUUGGUGGGAACAUGGAACGGAAUAAAGAAUGUCAGCUGUAGUGACACGGGAAUAGUAAUGUGAAUGAGGCUGUAAGAGCGGAGUGGAUGAAACAGCCAGCCAUGAAUAUCAGAUUGCACAUAAUUGUCAGACGUACAUGUAGGCAGAAUUCCGUUGUUCUUUUUUUGUUUUUUUUGGAGUUUGCAACCUUCAAGCAUUCACUUCCUCCACAGAUGUGUGAGGCGAUGAGUUAUUUUGUCUGUCCAUCAAGUGGAGCGACCGUGAAAGCAGUUCCUGGCAUAAAAGCGAUCACAGCCACUCCAUUAAGACUUCUUAUGCCAUGAAGAACAUGAGCUCUUUUGCAAUUAUUCAAAUCUAUUGUUUGCUUACGCCAAAAAUGUUCUCAAUUAUAUAUUUGCUAAAUCGUACUCCAAGAGUGAAGACGAUCAAAUUGGGCUCAUAUACAGAACCCUUUGCCUCCAUCAAAUUUGCUGGCGUGGCUGAAGUCUGCAGCUGAUCAGACUACAAUCAACAAAAAGAAAAUGAACUGCAAAUUGGCUCUGCAGGGCAGACGGUCGCAUGCAGGAGGAGGCAGGAUGAAACCCUCACUAAUAGGAUGAAACCUGGCACGUAAUGUGACUUUCAUUGGGCACCUACCAGUGUUUUUCUAGGUUUCGGCCUCGUCGCUAGGUUUGCAGCAGCUUUGUCAGUGAAAUCUUAAGAAGCGUUCAACUAUGUAGUUUGUAUAUUUUUGUUUUGAAGAACUUGGUAACCUUUACCAAUUCAAUGUGGAUAGUGAGAAGCUUUCCACUAGUGAAAAUGGAGUGUUGUGUGGUUUUAUAAACAUUUUAUCUCAAGCACUUUAUAACCUCUUUUGUGUAACCAGAUAAUCCUUAUAUCCGUCCACAGCUCUCUACUGACCCAGGUGAAUUUAUACUCUGAAACAUCCAGUUAGGGGAAAAAAAGAGAAAACAGACACAAGUUGUCUUUGUUAAAGGUAAAAACAUCUUACCAAGCAUUUUUACAUUUUUCUCAUGUCAGAAUAUUUUUGAGGUGUGGGAUAACUUUGUAUAGAACGUCUGCUCACUGUUGAAUCCCUCUUUGUAUCCAGUCUAUGGUCCAGUCGAGUCUGUCCCAAAACAGCCAUUCCCACAAAAAGCAGUCUCGUUUCAGUGUUGGGGUGGUAGCUAGGCCUUUGUGUUUGGAACACUGGCAGAACACAAACGCAAAACUGAUUCACUGUCUGUCCAGUAAACUGAAGGAUUUAGUUCAUUACGCUAUUUGUACUAUUUACUGUUCAAAUCUUGUCACUUUUACCUUGUGUUGUGUUGAGAUAUUUAAGUUUGUGUCUCGGUGUUGGUACCAUGUAAAGUUGGCACCCAUGACCCGCUCCGUACGUGGUGAACAGGGACCCACUGAUGAAAGAAAUCUGUUACGUGGAGGCGCCAUUUUGAUUCAUGCCUACGGUGCUAUGUACAGGAGUGGAGGGCACUUCUGACGGGACGUUAGUACGUUCUACUAACCGACAGCGCUGACGUUUGAAGCGGAGCCGAGUGGAGGGCUGGCUGUGGCCGUGUGGUCCGACGGGCGAACCAAAGCUCCUGUUGUGAAAAGCCCUCGUGAUGUUUACUCAUAUUUUUACAUGCUCGUAUAAAUUAUGCAGCUUUUACUGAGAUAAUUCAGCACGCUGUGCAGGUUUUACUAUAGGUCAUGGAAGGUACUUCUCACUAACAUUUCCACAGAUACAGUUCUUUUUUUUUUCUUUUUGAUGCAGAACAACACUGCUGUGCUUUCCAUAUCCUAACAGUAGCCAAUGUGGCAUCAUCAGCAAGCCAGACUUUGAAAUUUGAAACAUUAAUAGCAACUUUACGUCGUUUACAUUUUCAUAGUGAUACUAUUUUGUCCUGUUAGUAACUUAUCUUUUUUAGAAUUUUUGUAUCCAUCUAUCAAAAUGUAUUUUUGUAAAACUAAACUUUUUGGUUGAUGCUUGUAGCACAGAAUAUCAUUGUUGAUAUGUGUUCCUGAACUAAAGCGCAGGUUUGUUGUGAAGUGUGUGUGAAUGACAUUUUGAAGUGGACGCUGAGCAGAUGUUAAAACUUAACUCUAGUGUUUUAACAUUAUCCAAACUGUACAAUGUAAAGCAUGGGCUAGGUUUCUUUUCUCUUUUCCUCCAUCUCAAAUGGCACUUUGACUUAUCCAUUAACUGUAGAUCAGGUUAGCGCGCAGGGGUGAUCUUUCCGAGCAUUCCGUCCCUCCUGGGUAGGGGAGUUUUAAGAGCACAUGAUGUUGCCGGGGAAGCACGGAACAAUAAUGCCUCUUAAAGCCAUACCAACACAGAACGCCUCCCUGUGACUUCACCUUCAUGAAUGUAAAUUUACCUCAUGGUGUGGACAUAGAGCUCGCUCUACAUCUAACAUCGGACCAAUAGCCGUUGUAGAGGACAUAUAUUUUGGAGGCCGGGGGAUGGGCGGGGUGGCACCGACUGUCAUUGAUGUCACUGUACUUUUGUUGGUUCAUCUUGGGUUCGUGGUGUAAAUUCACGUUCGUCACCUCCGUUUGUUUUCAUUUUCGAGCGAUCCACGAUGCUCCGUCUUGCUCUUCAAAUCGUCACUUCCGCUUUGAACAAACGUUGUGAAACUUUGAUUUAAUAUGGGUGAAGAUAGCACACAAAUCUAUACAUGAUAUUGGUUUUGUCCUUCAGUCAUGUAAAUGAAUAUCCAUGUAUAUUUAAAUGUGAAAUAUACUGCAGGGGUAUCUUGAAUUACAAUUGUGAUGCUUUCAACAGAACUUUGUGUGCCUUGAUAACUUAACCGUUACUGUGCUGUGUUUACUGGUGUCCCUUUUGUUUCAUUACAACUUGGCUCUUUGUCACUUUUAUUCUCCAAGACUGUUUAACAUCAAAACAAUUUUCAGUGAUUCAACCUUAUUUCCAGAAGACAAGCAUACCCACAGCCCAUCCAAUAUAGUUGUGUUAAUAUUGUCUAUCUAUUGUCUAUUUGAAAACCCAUCACAAGAUAUCCGUGAUUACUCUCAACCUGAUAUUGUGCAGCUUAAGCAGUGAAUCGUCAACUAGGUUAUUUUGUUAGACCUUUUUUUUUCAUGCCUCAUGAGAUCUGUACAUGUGAGGUAAAAGGGACAAGACAGUGGAGAUUGUUUCAUGGAGCGCUUUCUUGUGUUGAUGUGCUUUUCAACAUUACUAUUGUUGCUGUGAACUGCUUGAUCAAAAGGAGCAACCAUGACAAAUUAACCGUUAAUUGCCAAUAGUGUGAGCUGUAUCUCGUGUGUAAUCAGUUUGCUCACUUUUCCUAGUUCGCUUUCUAUUUCACAUUCAACAGUUCGGUUGUAUUCGUUCUGUGUAGCUUGAGCUUUAGUAUCUAGCCUUAAAACCCUGCAGUAGGGAUAAAGGUCAACCCCAGUGUGUUACCAUACAUCUAAACUAUUAUUAACAUGUACUUUGCCUUGGUCUGGACAUUUGUAUACUCUUCUGUUUAUCUGUAAUCUUGCUGCUACAUUAAAUGAAUUAAUAAAAAUCUAAACCUCUUGA
Messenger RNA from Betta splendens (Siamese fighting fish), 8573 nucleotides. It is a transcript of the gene nfat5a, whose product is annotated as nuclear factor of activated T cells 5a. The record is from RefSeq and is a predicted model, not a curated record. The transcript has 12 exons. Bases 283 to 4686 code for a protein of 1467 amino acids. Gene Ontology annotation, molecular function: RNA polymerase II cis-regulatory region sequence-specific DNA binding; DNA-binding transcription factor activity, RNA polymerase II-specific; transcription factor binding. Lineage: Eukaryota; Metazoa; Chordata; Actinopteri; Anabantiformes; Osphronemidae. Gene Ontology annotation, cellular component: transcription regulator complex. Gene Ontology annotation, biological process: calcineurin-NFAT signaling cascade; regulation of transcription by RNA polymerase II; cytokine production.